Messenger RNA from Chanos chanos (milkfish), 1457 nucleotides. It is a transcript of the gene wtap, whose product is annotated as WT1 associated protein. The coding region runs from base 143 to 1444 and encodes 433 amino acids. Gene Ontology annotation, cellular component: nucleus. Lineage: Eukaryota; Metazoa; Chordata; Actinopteri; Gonorynchiformes; Chanidae. Gene Ontology annotation, biological process: regulation of alternative mRNA splicing, via spliceosome; mRNA modification. The transcript has 8 exons. The record is from RefSeq and is a predicted model, not a curated record.
CUGGAUCUGUACGAAUAGCAGAGCCCAGGAAACGACCGAAUUAAAACGCAUUUAUCCCUUUAUAUUUAGUACAUGUCCGUUGCUCAAAUAAAAGAGGAUACACGGAUUAUCUUGGUCGAAAUAAAACUGGUCUGAGAUCAGAAUGACUAAUGAAGAACCUCUUCCGAAGAAGGUUCGCCUUAGUGAAUCUGACAUGAAGACCCUUACGAGAGAGGAGCUGUGUGUGAGGUGGAAGCAACACGAAGCCUAUGUCCAGGUGCUGGAAGCAAAAUAUGCUGAUUUGAACUCAAAUGAUGUGACUGGGCUUAAGGAGUCGGAGGAGAAACUUAAGCAGCAGCAGCAGGAGUCGGCACGGAGAGAAAACAUUCUGGUGAUGAGGUUGGCCACUAAAGAACAGGAGAUGCAGGAGUGUACAACCCAGAUCCAGUACCUGAAGCAAGUCCAGCAGCCCAGUGCCGCCCAGCUGAGGUCGUCCAUGGUGGACCCAGCCAUCAACUUGUUUUUCCUUAAAAUGAAGGCUGAACUGGAACAGACUAAAGACAAACUGGAGCAAGCCCAAAAUGAACUGAGUGCCUGGAAAUUUACACCUGAUAGCCAGACAGGGAAGAAGUUGAUGGCCAAAUGUCGCAUGCUGAUCCAGGAGAACCAGGAGCUGGGCAGGCAGCUCUCCCAGGGACGCAUCGCCCAGCUGGAAGCCGAACUUGCCUUGCAGAAAAAAUAUAGCGAGGAGCUCAAAAGCAGCCAGGACGAGCUGAAUGACUUUAUCAUCCAGUUGGAUGAGGAGGUGGAGGGGAUGCAGAGUACUAUCCUUGUGUUGCAGCAGCAGUUAAAGGAGACCAGGCAGCAGUUGUCCCAGCAGGCCCAAGCCCAGGGAGCCCAAGGGGGGGCCGGUCCCAGCAGGACUUCACCCACUCCCCCAAACACCACCGAGGCCCCCACCCAACCUGAAACCGCCCCCUCCACCAGCUCCACCGCUGCAGGAGGUCGAGAUUGUGGAAGGGUGUUGAACGGACCUUCAAACGGAAACCCACCGCAGAGAGGGGUGUCUGGGGACAGCCUGUAUCAGGAGGCCAGUAGCGCCGACGAAGACUACCCACCGUCUCCGUCUGUCUCCAGCCCAGCCCAUGGGGGCGUGUCAAAACUCUCCAACCACUCAGAGGACGCAGGCAGCCAGGGGGCCGGAGAGGGCUAUGUGACUCAACUGAGCGCAGGAUACGAGAGCGUGGACUCUCCGACGGGCAGCGAAACGUCGGCCACCCAACACUCCAAUGACACGGACUCCAAUGCUGACUCCCACGAGGCCGCUGCCGUCGUCAAGGGCAACAGGACUACAGGGGCGCGGCACGGCUCUCAGAACGGCCUGGACUCGAACGCUUCCUCAGUGGCUGCCGUUUCCACCAAUGCCACAGCUGGCUCCAACACCUCCACAGGGUCUGUUUUGUAACAUUCUUAAAUGU